Molecule: messenger RNA, 906 nt
Organism: Morus notabilis
Lineage: Eukaryota; Viridiplantae; Streptophyta; Magnoliopsida; Rosales; Moraceae
Product: transcription factor bHLH84
Exons: 6
Coding region: 1-906 (301 amino acids)
Biological process (GO): regulation of transcription by RNA polymerase II
Cellular component (GO): nucleus
Molecular function (GO): protein dimerization activity; RNA polymerase II cis-regulatory region sequence-specific DNA binding; DNA-binding transcription factor activity, RNA polymerase II-specific
Source: RefSeq, a predicted model, not a curated record
AUGGGAGGGAAGCGCCAAGAGCGCCAGAAUCUUAGGUGGGACUUGCUCACUCUAAUUAAGCUUCUUAGGUUCUGCUCCACAUUUGUCUUCGGGUAUAUUCGCCAAUUCUUACAACUCAUACACUACCUUGGUGAAAAGCUUAAUAGCUCUCCUCUAGCUCCUUGUGAGGGUGACGUUGUCAUGAGAAACAACGACCAGUUUCUCAGCGUCGAAGGAGGUCACCGUCAUCAAUGCCUGAACCAAGACUUUGUCAGUAAUGGAAAUUAUGGUGGAAAUAACCAACCUGCGGUGUCCCAUAACGCGAUGUUACACGAAGAAUUGACCGUGGAAAAUGGAAGCCGGUUCAGGAAUAGUUACAUGAAAAGAUCGAGAAGUACUCCUAUUAUUCCAGCAGAAUAUGGUCAAGAUCCAAAGAACAAGAGGAAUGUAAAGUCAAGGAAGAAUGCUGCUCAAAAGCUUGCUAUGAGUGACUACAAUGAAAAAGAUGGCAAUGCUAAAGCGCCAAUUAGCCCCAACAGCUUCUACUCCGCUGGAGAAUACCCAAAUGCUUCUCAUGAAGAGCUCGGAGGAGUAGCUUGGAGUUCAAGUCCUAAAGGGUCUCCAGCUCUGAACCUGAACGGAAAAAAAAGGGCGACGAGAGGGUCAGCAACCGAUCCCCAGAGCGUCUAUGCAAGGAAGAGAAGAGAGAAAAUCAAUGAGAGGCUGAAAAUACUGCAGAACCUUGUCCCCAAUGGAACAAAGGUUGACAUUAGCACAAUGCUUGAGGAAGCUGUCCAGUACGUGAAGUUCUUGCAGCUUCAAAUCAAGCUCUUAAGCUCUGAUGAUCUAAGGAUGUAUGCACCCCUCGCCUACAAUGGAAUGGACAUUGGACUCAAUUUGAGGAAUAUCUUCGCUCCAAGACAAUAG